AUGCCUCAGCUGCUGCCGCCAUCCCACAACGCCCUCGUGGUGCGACCUCACAUCCCGGUUACCCCUAAAGAGAGAGAGGACGUCCUUCGCUCCGUCGAGUACAACGUCUUCGCCUUUCCAGCCGCUCUCCUCACCUGCGACUAUCUCUCAGACUCAGGAACGUCCGCCAUGACGGAUGUGCAAUGGGCGGCUAUGCUUCGCGGUGAUGAGAGCUAUGGACGGAACUCUGGGUACUACUGCCUCCUCGAAGCAUUCCGAGAUAUUUUCGAGCGAGGCGAAGACCGCAAGUACGUUUUCAGGGAUGUAGUCGCUGGGAUAGCCGACAGUACAUUCUACCAACACGUCUUUCUCAAGCAGGUCAGCGGCGGGUUUGUCAAUGGCGGCCCCAUGCAGCUCAUCCGCCCGAACUUCUUCAUCCUCCCGCAGGGACGAUGUGCUGAAGCGCUUCUGUUUUCCACACUCAGCAACACCAUUCGUACCCAGAGUGAGCCCGCCGCUCAUGACGGCGGCCCACCAGCUCUCAUCAGCAACGGGUUCUUCGACACGACCGGUGCUAAUGCCGCUGCUGCUGGCUUUCAGCUUCACACCUUCACCCAACCCGGCCUUACAGACCCCUUCCCAGCCGAAGAAGUUGGAAAGUCAAACCCUUUCAAGGGAAAUCUUGACAUUGAAAAGGCGUCGGCUUUCUUGCUGGAAGAAGGAAACGGUGACCGCGUUGCCCUGCUUCUGCUCACAAUCACCAACAACUGGGCCGGAGCCCAGCCAGUUUCGAUGGCCAACAUCAAAGCUGCUGCCUCGCUCGCCAAGAAACACGGAAUUCCUUUCUUCUUCGACGCGUGCCGGUUUGCAGAGAAUGCGAAGUUCAUCCAGGACUUCGAGGAUGGCUACGCGGACGUCAGCAUCCCGAAGAUAGUACAAGAGAUGUUCUCUUACGUUGACGGCUUCACUAUCUCCCUUAAGAAGGACGGCCUGGCCAAUAUGGGCGGUGCGCUUUGCUUCCGCGACCAGGGCAUCUUUCCAAGAAAGUUUGGUUCUGACAUUGGCAUUCAGCUCAAGGAGAGACAAAUCAUGUGCUAUGGCAAUGACUCCUACGGUGGAAUGAGUGGCCGAGACGUUAUGGCUGCUGCCGUCGGGCUUUAUGAAGUCACCAAAGAGGCCUAUCUCGCUGAACGCAUCUGCCAGGUCAAGAGAUUUGCGGAAGGGCUUAUCGAGGAGGGCAUCCCCGUUCUUCUCCCUCCAGGUGGUCAUGCCGUCUACCUUGACAUGGACGGCUUCUUCUCGGGAUGCGGACGGUCGUACGGGGAAUUUGCUUCUGUCGGCUUCACCCUGGAACUCCUGAAAGACUUCGGAAUUCGAGCCUGCGAGGCCGGCCCUUUCGGUUGGGAAUGGGACAAGAAAGGGGCGAUCGCACAGGACAGAGAUAGCAUCCCCAACUUGGUUCGGUUUGCCGUCCCACGGUGCGUGAUGUCGGACGGACACAUCGACUACACUGUCGCGGCUAUUUCGGACCUCUACAAGAGACGACACACCAUUCCAGGCGUACGAAUCACUCGAGGCAAGGAAUUGAGAAUGCGUGUGUUUCAAAGCGGCUUGGAGCCUGUUCCUGUAACGUCCAUUGCCAGCAGUCCGGCACAUGCUCGCACGUUCUUGAGUGAAGCCAUACACGACCUCAAGAACCUUUAUGGCGCUCUGGGUCUGAAUGAUCAAGCAUGGGAUUCGACUCAGAAGGCCGUCGACAUCUGUAUGCGAGGUUGGGGCUCCUCGACUGUCGCCGAUAAUCCGGCUGGCUGGCUCUCAGACGCGAGCUUGAACCUGUGUCCAUUUGAGUACUCUGUGGCAAUCGAGGAAGACACUGGAAAUGCUCAGCUGCGUUUUCUCGUUGAAGCCCAAGCCGACGGUGCUACACUCGCAGCGCACCAGAAAGCUGCCCUUCAGCUGACAUCUGAAGUUCAUGCCAACUACCCUCAGCGAGUAUUGUUGGACCGCUUCAACGCCAUCAAAGAUCUAUUCUUCCCUCCAGCCAGCGAGGCGCAAGGAACCUUUGCAGCCUGGCAUAGCUUUGUCACGAAAGAAGAACAGCCGCCAGAGUGGAAGAUCUAUCUCAACUGCAAUGCCCGUGGCAGUGCAAACGGAUCAAGUCUUGUCUCUGAAGCCUUCGACAGACUUGGUAUGACUGAGGCAUGGGGCCCGCUUCAGAAGCUCUUGUCACCGGAACAUAAGCUCAUGUACUUCUCUUUGGACCUCAGCCCAGGGCCACAGGCUCGCGUCAAGGUUUACGUCCAACAUAACGGGGCCAACGCAGACACCGUGGCACAGGCUAUCAAGAACGUUGUCCCAGACAGUUCAGAUGCUGAAGUCCGGCGAUUCUGUACAACUCUUGGUGACUCCGAAGGCCCUUACGAGCGAAAGGGCCCGAUGACCUGUUUCGGUUACACAACUAACGGAAGUGUAAUCAACUCAGAAGCAGCGGUGUACUUCCCAGUGCAUGACUAUGCCUCUGAUGAUGCUGAGAUCCGCUGUCGGGUGGAGAAUUACAUACGAGGUACCCGGAACGGCGAAGGCGAGGUCUUGAUGUUGAAGCCGUAUCAAGAAGCCAUCAAUGCUGUUGCCCAUCGUCCGCUUGGGGAAGCUCGUGGUAUUCAUGCGUGGGUUGGACUGAAGAAGAGAAGAGACAAAGGACAUGUCGUUACCUUUUACUUGGCAUCUGAGAUGUUUGGUGUCUUGCCUAGUAGGACUUGA
Molecule: messenger RNA, 2739 nt
Organism: Colletotrichum karsti
Lineage: Eukaryota; Fungi; Ascomycota; Sordariomycetes; Glomerellales; Glomerellaceae
Product: tryptophanase
Exons: 1
Coding region: 1-2739 (912 amino acids)
Biological process (GO): amino acid metabolic process; alkaloid metabolic process
Molecular function (GO): lyase activity; transferase activity, transferring alkyl or aryl (other than methyl) groups
Source: RefSeq, a predicted model, not a curated record